GCAGAAAGACAGCGCGUCUCUGCCUAGAAGGGGUUAGAGGGUUUGCUCGUUUCCAGUCCUGCCCAUUCUCUCUCAAGGAGGAGGAACGCAAGCAACCAGUGCUGCGAGAGUUUUGUCACACACACAGUCUCAGAUCAGAUGCUGACAUCUUCACAUCAGUGAGAACCUGCUAAAUAUACCCACCAGAGCCGUCUACGCGCAAAAGAGAGAACGGAAAUCAUUUAAGGGAGUGACCCGACCGCACGCCCGCAGAAGCGCCCACAGCCCGCUGCCAACGAGCCGAAGGACGCGCUGUCAAACCUCUCCAGACUUUGGAUUAUGAAAUUUUACAGCGCUGACUGACUGUGCAAGAAUCUCUCCGCUUUCCAGGGCUGUGAGUUUUCUUCGCGUUAUGGAAGAGGAGACAGCGGUCCCCUGAUCUGAGUGACAGGAUCUCUCUCCGGCUUACCGCGUGGAUUCAAAAAGAAUUCCUACACGAAAUCCUGAGGAUAUAACUGAACAGAUUUCUGUGAGGAUGUACUGGCGUUUGCUCUGUGUGACUCUAACGGCAUUGUCCGUGGUUCGCGCUCUAACGGAAAGUCCCUGCGGAGGGAAAAUCACAAUCACCAGCGCCGGGUAUGUGACCUCUCCCGGUUACCCAUCUGGAUACCCAGUGAACCAGCAGUGCAGCUGGCUGAUCCAGGCACCUGAUCCACAGCAGAAGAUCCUCAUCAACUUCAAUCCGCAUUUUGAUCUGGAAAGUCGGGAAUGCAAGUAUGAUUUUGUACAGGUGUUUGAUGGUGUGGAUGAGAAUGCUGAAUCUCCUGGGAGGUUCUGCGGCAAAAUCGCUCCGUCUCCGAUUAUCUCCAGUGGAAACUCUUUACUCAUCAAAUUCACCUCAGACUAUGAAAGCACUGGAGCCGGAUUCAGCAUCCGCUAUGAAAUACACCGCACAGGUACUGAAUGUUCCAGAAACUUCACAGAACCACAAGGAGUGAUUCAAACUCCUGGUUUCCCUGAUAAGUAUCCAAACAACCUGGAGUGCACCUUCAUCAUCUUUGCACCUAAGAUGGCAGAGAUUGUUUUGGAUUUCCAGAGCUUUGAUAUGGAACCGGACACAACCGCACCUGUGGGGGCCGUCUGCAGAUUUGACUAUCUGGAGAUAUGGGACGGAUAUCCUACAGUGGGGCCGCAUAUUGGUCGAUACUGUGGUUCCAGACAGCCAGGUCGUGUGAUUUCAUACACCGGCAUUCUCUCUCUCAGCAUCCACACAGACAACGCCAUCACCAAAGAGGGAUUUUCAGCCAAUUACAGCAUCCUAACCAGCUCAGACCCACCUCAGCCACAUCAAGAUGAGUGUAUGUCUCCUUUAGGAAUGGAAAGUGGUGAGAUCACAGAAGAAAGGAUAACUGCAUCAUCACAGUAUAAUCCCAGCUGGUCUCCGCUGCGCUCCAGACUGAACUUCCCUAAAAACGGCUGGACGCCGUCAGAGGAUUCUGCUCGGGAGUGGAUACAGGUGGACUUGGGUUUCCUGCGUUACGUGACGGCCAUAGGAACACAAGGUGCCAUAUCAAAGGAAACGAAGAAAGCAUACUACGUCAAAACAUACAGGAUCAGUGUGAGCUCAAAUGGAGAGGACUGGAUUCCCGUGAAAGACAAAACCAAACAAGCUGUGUUUCAUGGAAAUCAAAAUCCCACAGAUGAGGUACGCUCCAGGCUCCCCAAACCCAUCCUCACCCGUUACAUACGGAUUCGACCUCUGACCUGGGAACAGGGCAUCUGCAUGCGUUUCGAGGUGUAUGGAUGUAAAAUAUCAGAUACUCCGUGUUCCAGUAUGCUAGGGAUGGUUUCGGGUCAGAUUUCGGACUCUCAGAUCACAGCGUGGCCAUCGCCAGAGAGGGGCUGGCUCCCUGAACAGGCCCGGCUCUUAACCGGCCGAACGGGCUGGGUGGUCGCUCACCAGCAGGGUCUUGGGAAGAACCAGUCGCUGGAGCUGGAUCUAGGGGCCCAGCGGAUAGUAACGGGUCUCAUCCUGCAGGGAGGGAAGUACAGAGACAUGAAUAUUUUCAUCAAACGCUUCAGAGUUACAUACAGCACAAAUGGAACAGACUGGAGCCAAAUACUAGAGGAGAGCAGCAACAGAGUGAAGGUGUUUAUAGGUAAUCAGAAUCAUGACACACCAGAAGUACGUACUUUUGAUCCGGUGCUGAUGCGUUUCCUGCGUAUCUACCCUGAGCGUGGUUCUCCAGAAGGCAUAGGGUUAAGGCUGGAGGUUUUAGGGUGUGACCUGCAAGAGCCCACAACGCCUCUUCCCCUCACCACCACCAUGGAAACUACAGUAGUUACCGUCACUAGCGCUCCAGGGAAUAUUCCAACAGCCACCAUUACUCCAACGGCAGAGGAGAGUUGCGAUGAUGACGGAAACUGCCUUAGUGAGUCAGUGACAGACUACGACACAACAGAAACUGCAGUGGCAGAGCCAUUUCUGGAGAUGGAAGCAGUACCUGCAUAUAUCUGGUUUGCCUGUGACUUCGGCUGGGCUGAUAACCCCUCCUACUGUGGAUGGAGUCAGGAUGGAGUUGAAGGAGCUGAAUGGCAUAUAAAUAACAACAGCAAACAUGCAGAUCACAAACUGCCUAAUCUGGACCACACAGGGAAGCCUCAUAACUUCAUUUACGCAGCUUCUAACACAAACGCGCGGAUAGAGAUCGAGAGAAAAACUGAAGCGGAGACAGAUGAAGAACUGGCGAGAAAAGGCAGGGUGGCGAGGCUGGCCAGUUUGCCCGUCACGGCCCCGGAUUCAGACCUGUGCAUGUCUUUCUGGUACCACUUCACUGAGAAACAUACAGGAACUCUGAGCAUCAAGCAGAAGUUAGAGCAAUUAGAUUUAAAGGAGGAGGAGAGAGACGACAAUGAGCUUCUGAUCCGCUCUGUCAACGGCCAGAUGAAAAGCAGAUGGAGGGAAGGAAGAGUUCUGAUUCCCAGUGCCGACAGUCCUUAUCAGGUGAUCAUCGAGGCUCAAGUGGAUCCUACAGAUUCUGGUUACAUCUCACUGGAUGAUAUAAAGAUAUUGGAUGAAGUGGAUCCUGAAGAGUGCAAGGACCCAGAUAAUACAGAAGGUGAUGAAGAUGAAGUUGAUGAGAUCGUGAACUGUGAGGGAACUGACAACACCCUGUGGAGUUUUGGACGCGGCUCCAUGCUGAAGAGUUUAGACCCCAUCCUGAUCACCAUCAUCGUGAUGAGCGCCGUGGGAGUCCUGCUGGGCGCCGUGUGUGGGGUGCUGUUCUACUGCGCGUGCGCUCACACUACAAACAGGAACCUCUCCGCUCUGGAAAACUACAACUUUGAGCUGGUGGACGGAGUCAAACUAAAGAAAGAAAAACUUAGUGCACAGAAAUCUUACACGGAGGCAUGAGGAAUGCUGGAUGAAGCCGGGAAACAUUUGCUGGACAAUGUUGGAUGAACGUUCUUAGAACGCGGUUGCGUUGUUUCUCAAAGUCGAGACUGAGCGGUAUUCUCAGGACAUGCAGGAAGAGAAACUGGCCUAGAGGGCACCGUGUAUAGAUUGUACAGCCAGACGAUGAUUGUCUACUGUUUGUUUGUUCGUUUGUACAUUCGUUGCUGGUGAUGAGACCAAGACAAAAUGAUGAAUCCUCUCACACAGUUGGAAAUUUUUUUCUACAAUCCCCUUUUUUCAGAGCUGUACACAACUGGGUUUUCAGUGUUAUUGUGCUCGUUUAUGCUUGGAGACGUGUUUGUUUAGUUGGUAACUUACACUUCAUUCCAAUGGUGCCUUUAAACGUAUUUUUGUUGCCUUUUUACACAUGGGUUCCUCCUUAGACAGUCAUUCGCUCUUGAGCACAAACUGUUCACAGAUAUAGGCCAAUACAGGUCAGAGGUCAGCACAUAAUAUUACAUCUAAAAUAUCUCAACAGGACAUACACAUGACUUCUAUGUCUAUGUGUCUAGAUUCUACCGGUCCAUCUUCAUGCUAUAAAUAUUGUAAAACAACAGGUCAGAAAAUAUUUUGUUGGGGAAUCAUUAUAAUAUGACCAGAUUUCAUAAUUUAUUGAUUUAUUGCACAGCUCUCUGCAAUGCAGAUUUUAAAGUCAAUUUUAAGUAAAAAUGCUAAGAUAAUUUACUUGACAAGCAAAAUUGAAUAAGAUAUUAGCCCAAUGGCUAAUAAUGGCUAAUUUUUCUUGUUUUAAGCAUAAAUAUCACUGAAAUUAGUUUUACUGGUAUAUGUUUAAAAAAGAAUUGCUAAUGGUAUAAGAAAAAUAUUUUCUGUUUUUGAAUCGAUUAAUCACAAUUAAUCGUGAUUAACUGCAUCCAAAGUUUCGGUUUACAUAAUAUAUGUGUGUGUACUGUGUGUUUAUAUGUGUAUAUAAAUACACACACACAAACAUGUAUAUAUUUAAGAAAUACUUACAUGUAUGCAUAAACUCAUAAUUAUAUAUGACUUAUAUUAUACAUACAUACAUAUAUAUAUAUAUAUAUAUGUAAUUGUUAUAUAUACAUGUGUGUGUGUACUGUGUAUGUUUAUAUGUAUAGAAAUACACACACAAGCGUAAAUAUUUAAAAAAUACUUACAUGUGUACAAAUUCAUAUUUAUAUAUGCUUUAUACAUAAAUAUAAAUAUAUAUUACAUAAAAUUUUUAAAUAUAUACAUGUAUGAGUGCUAUAUAUAUAUAUAUAUAUAUAUAUAUAUAUAUACAUACAUGCAUAAAAAUAUACACAGUACAUACAUAUAUUAUGUAAAUGCAAACUUUUAUUUUGAUGCUAUUAUUCGCAAUUAAUCGACUUGACAGCACUAAUAUUUUUAUGUUUUGCUUCUCAAUUAAAUGUAUCGUUUUAAAAAUGUUUAGAUAUUUAGCUGGUAAAAAGACAACAACGCUCAUGAAUCAAGAUUUUAUUUUAUUAUUACUAAAUGCCCUAUAAAAUUACAGUUCUACUUCAGGGUCAUGUUACAGGUCAAUACAGGUCGAAGGGUCAAUGUUUAAAUGCUUCAUUCAUCUAAUAUAUCUCAACAGGACAUACGCAUGACAUAUAUAAAUAAGAGAUUCUACAGCUUUAUUUGGUCCAUUCCUCACUCUAUAUAUUGUAAAACAACAGCUUUGAAGACAUUCCAUGUGUCUAGUAAUGUGGAAAUCUUCUUUCAGCUGCCCACGUAACAUGUCUGUAAACUUGUGUUGCCAUGGUAUCGAGUGACAUCAUAUUUCAGCAUGACAUCACAAUGUCUGCAGACCAUCUGUGAAACUCCGGACCCCUCCUGAUCAGGAGACGCUGGGGAGACGCUCACUCUGGGAACGUCUGGGAAUGAAAGCGGAGACAAAGCAAAUGAAGCAUCUAAGAGCGCUAAUGUAGAAGCAGCUCCCAGAGGAAAUUAAUUAUAUUUGAAAGAUGUGAAAGGCACAAACUGAUCCGUGCUCUUAAGCGUCGACAGGACAACCUAAGAAAGAUGAGACGACGAGUGCUGACGAAGGCAUCUGGGUCUAUUUCACACACAGCAGUAAAGCAGUUUGUUUUCAGGAGACGCCAGGAACUUUUCUCCCUCCCCUCAAAUCAACCAACGUAUGUCAUUUUGCACUGAGAAUUAUAUUUAAUGACAGAUUUAGAUAGUAAUAAAAGUGUUAACUACUUUACGUUGUAAGAGAAAUCCAACUGUCGGUGUAACAGCUCACUUUUUUAAUGCUAUUUAAAAUCAAAUGGUAUUUUUCUUAAUCGUAAUAGUUGUUUUUGUGUCCCGAGGAACUGAAGUGACACUCAACUGGGUUUUCAUCACAGACUCUUACAGAAAAACUCAAUUUCACUUGAUGUUAUGAAGUCCAGUCUGUCUGGUGGCUGUUUUGUAUUCACAGUUCUAUGAUGAACAGAUAAAAAAAGACUAAAGACUUGAGUCCCACCUGCAUCAACUAAUUCAACCAAUCACCUGUUUGCAGCAUCAAAUCUAACCAAUCAGAUUUAUGAAUUUCUCAACAACAACAACAUUCCAAAGAGCGAAGUUAAUAAAGUUUUUAUAAAGA
Molecule: messenger RNA, 6002 nt
Organism: Labeo rohita (rohu)
Lineage: Eukaryota; Metazoa; Chordata; Actinopteri; Cypriniformes; Cyprinidae
Product: neuropilin-1a
Exons: 17
Coding region: 515-3394 (959 amino acids)
Biological process (GO): vascular endothelial growth factor signaling pathway; axon guidance; angiogenesis
Cellular component (GO): membrane
Molecular function (GO): semaphorin receptor activity; vascular endothelial growth factor receptor activity
Source: RefSeq, a predicted model, not a curated record